AUGGGCCAAUUAGAACUAAUCACACCCUUUCAGCUGUAUUUCAACCCUGAAUUAAUAUUUAAACACUUUCAAGUGUGGAGAUUAAUCACAAACUACUUAUUCUUUGGACCAGUUGGCUUUAAUUUUUUAUUUAACAUGAUCUUUUUAUAUCGUUACUGCCGAAUGCUUGAAGAAGGCUCUUUUCGAGGUCGGACGGCAGAUUUUGUAUUUAUGUUCCUUUUUGGAGGAUUUCUAAUGACUCUUUUUGGCCUGUUCGUGAACUUGGUUUUCUUGGGUCAGGCAUUCACAAUAAUGCUCGUGUAUGUGUGGAGCCGCAGGAAUCCCUAUGUCCGUAUGAACUUUUUUGGUCUUCUCAUCUUUCAAGCCCCGUUUCUGCCCUGGGUAUUGAUGGGCUUUUCGCUGCUUUUGGGGAACUCCAUCAUUGUGGAUCUCCUGGGCAUUGCCGUUGGGCAUAUAUAUUUUUUCUUAGAGGAUGUCUUUCCCAAUCAGCCUGGUGGUGGAAGGCUUCUGAGAACACCAUCUGUCCUGAAAGCAAUAUUUGAUACACCAGAAGAUGAUCCUAAUUACAAUCCCUUGCCAGAAGAGCGACCGGGAGGAUUUGCAUGGGGAGAAGGUCAGCGCCUUGGAGGCUAAUAAGCGUCUGUGCCAAAACCCAGCGACAACUGGGAGAGACUGACCUGAAUGAAGUUCCAUACUGGGGACUCUCUCAUUCCCCAUUGUGGAAAGGACACUUUUUGACAGCUCUAUGGUUUUGAAUACAAGCACUUUAUGAAAUGGCAGUCUAAUCCAAGACACUUCCAGGCUACCAGUGUCUUUCCCAGUCAGGGAAUUUAUUGUGCUGGUAAUGAAAAUACUAAUCCAGUGGAGCCAAAAAACCUAAAACUGGAAACCAUUUCCUGUCAACUUCAGUUAACAAGACCACGAGUACUUCUUUAAAGUGAUUUCUAAAGCAUUUUUUCAAGUUAUUUGAUACAGGAAACUUUACAGGGGACAAAACCAACUUUUUUGGGUUUAACUCAUUUUUUAUUCUUGGAUAAAACAGCUACAAGAUGGUUGAAAGUGUAAGUCCCUAUUUCAAUGGCAAAAGGUUUUUUAAUCUGAGAUGCUCUUGUCUCCAGUCUCGUUUGAAUUG
Molecule: messenger RNA, 1132 nt
Organism: Nipponia nippon (crested ibis)
Lineage: Eukaryota; Metazoa; Chordata; Aves; Pelecaniformes; Threskiornithidae
Source: RefSeq, a predicted model, not a curated record